UACCCGUUCGGCGCGGAGCGCGGCGACGCCGUCACCCCGAAGCAGGACGACGGCGGCUCGGGGCUGCGACCGCUCUCCGUUCCCUUCCCCUUCUUCGGCGCUGAGCACUCCGGCCUCUACGUGAACAACAACGGGAUCAUCUCCUUCCUGAAGGAGGUCUCCCAGUUCACCCCAGUGGCCUUCCCCAUUGCCAAGGACCGCUGUGUGGUGGCGGCCUUCUGGGCAGAUGUGGACAACCGGCGUGCAGGUGACGUGUACUACCGGGAGGCCACCGACCCAGCCACACUACACAGAGCUGCGGAGGAUGUCAGGCGCUACUUCCCCGAACUCCCAGACUUCUCUGCCACCUGGACUUUCGUCGCCACCUGGUAUAGGGUGACCUUCUUUGGAGGCAGCACCUCUUCCCCCGUCAACACGUUCCAGGUCGUCCUCAUCACUGAUGGCAAGGCCUCCUUCACCAUCUUCAACUACGAGUCCAUCACCUGGACCACCGGCACGCACGCCAGCAGCGGGGGCAAUGCCACUGGCCUAGGGGGCAUUGCGGCCCAGGCCGGCUUCAAUGCGGGUGACGGGCUGCGGUACUUCAGCAUCCCCGGCUCGCGCACAGCGGACGUGGCCGAGGUGGAGACCACCACCAACGUGGGCGUGCCCGGGCGCUGGGCGUUCAGAAUCGAUGAUGCCCAGGUGCGCGUGGGGGGCUGCGGCCAUACAACCUCUGUGUGUCUGACCCUGCGGCCCUGCCUCAACGGCGGCAGAUGCAUUGACGACUGUGUCCCGGGCGACCCCUCCUACACCUGUUCCUGCCUGUCGGGCUUCACAGGGCGGCACUGCCAGCUGGACGUGGACGAGUGCGCGUCCCAUCCGUGUCAGAACGGCGGGACCUGCACGAAUGGGGUGAACAACUUCAGUUGCCAGUGCCCGGCUGGCUUCGGGGGCCUUACCUGUGAGACAGCUCAAAGCCCCUGUGAUGCCACAGCAUGUCAGAACGGUGGCCAGUGCCAGGUAGAGGGUCAGGCUGCGGUGUGUGUGUGCCCAGCCGGAUAUACAGGGGCAGCCUGCGAAGUUGAUGUGGAUGACUGCAGCUCUGGCCCAUGCCUGAAUGGAGGCUCGUGUAUUGACCUGGUGGGGAAUUAUACCUGCCUGUGUGCUGAGCUCUUUGAGGGUCCUCUCUGUGAGACAGGAAUCCACCCAGAGCCCAACAGCUGCCUCUCAGCCCCAUGCCUGAAUGGGGGCACCUGUGUAGAUGCUGACCAGGGCUACGUGUGCGAGUGCCCUGGGGGCUUCUCAGGCCUCGACUGCGGGGAGAGACUGUCCCACGACUGUGAGUGCCGUAAUGGAGGGAGAUGCCCUGACACCAACACCACCUUCUGCCAGUGCCCGCCGGGCUUCUUUGGACUCCUCUGUGAAUUUGAAGUCACGGCCACACCCUGCAACAUGAACACCCAGUGCCCCGAUGGGGGUUACUGCAUGGAGUAUGGCGGGAGCUACCUCUGCGUCUGCCACACGGACCACAACACCAGCCACUCCCUGCCGUCGCCCUGUGACUCAGAUCCCUGCUUCAACGGAGGCUCCUGCGAUGCUCACGACGACUCGUACACGUGCGAGUGCCCACGCGGUUUCCACGGCCAGCACUGCGAGCAAGUCAGGCCACGCCUGUGCAGCUCGGGGCCAUGCAGGAAUGGAGGGACGUGCAAGGAGGUGGGCACUGAGUACCACUGCAGCUGCCCCUACCGCUUCACCGGCAGACACUGUGAGAUCGGGAAGCCAGACUCGUGCGCCUCGGGCCCUUGCCACAACGGAGGCACAUGCUUCCAUUACAUCGGCAAGUACAAGUGUGACUGCCCACCGGGCUUCUCCGGGCGCCACUGCGAGACUGCCCCCUCCCCUUGUUUCCGGAGCCCAUGUUUGAAUGGAGCCACUUGCGAGGACUUGGGCACAGACUUCUCUUGCCACUGCCGAGCAGGAUUCACUGGACGCCGGUGCCAGGCAGAAGUGGACGAGUGCCAGCCCCAGCCUUGCCUGCACGGGGGCUCCUGCCAGGACCAAGUCUCAGGCUACGUGUGCCUCUGCAGCCCAGGAUACAAAGGCGCCCGCUGCGAGCAGGAGAUCAACGAGUGUGCAGAACAGCCUUGUCAGAAUGGGGGCUCCUGCAGGGACCUCCUGGGGGCUUUCCUGUGCCAGUGCCCCACAGGGUUCACGGGGGUCCACUGUGAGACAGAGGUGGAUGCCUGCGACUCCAGCCCCUGUCAACAUGGAGGCGCCUGUGAGAACGACGCUGGCGCCUACCUGUGUGUCUGUCCCGAGGGCUUCUUCGGCUACCACUGUGAGACAGUGAGUGACCCUUGCUUCUCCAGCCCCUGCGGGAGCCAUGGUUACUGCCUGGCCAGCAACGGGUCGCAUAGCUGCACCUGCAAAGUGGGCUACACCGGCCAGAACUGUGCCAAAGAGCUCCUCCCGCCCACCGGCCUCAAGGUGGAGCGGGUGGAGGAGAGCGGCGUGUCCAUCUCCUGGCUCCCGCCCGAGGGCCCGGCGGUCGGGCAGAGGCUGGAUGGCUACGCGGUCACCUAUGCCUCAGCCGAUGGCGCCUUCCGCCGCACGGACUUCGUGGAGCGUGACCGCUCCACCCACCAGCUGCGCGCCCUGGCAGCUGGCCGGGCCUACAGCAUCUCCGUGUUCUCGGUCAAGCGCAACGCCAAUAACAAAAAUGACAUCAGCCGGCCUGCGGUGAUGCUGGUCCGCACGCGGCCCCGCCCUGUUGAGGGCUUCGAGGUCACCAACGUGACGGCCAGCACCAUCUCUGUGCGCUGGGCUCUACACCAGAUCCGCCAUGCCACAGUCAGCAAAGUCCGUGUGUCCAUCCGCCACCCUGAGGCCAGUGGGGACCAGUCCACCGAUUUGGACAGGAGUGUGGACAAGUUCACAUUCGGGGCCCUGCUGCCAGGAAGGAGGUACACCAUCCACAUGAUCACCCUCAGUGGGCUUGGGCCAGGGGACAACCCCAGUGAGAGUCUGGCCACUGCCCCGCUGCACGUGUGGACCCGGCCCCUGCCUCCAGCAAACCUGACGGCUGCCCGGGUCACAGCCACCUCCGCUCACGUGGUCUGGGACACUCCCCCCCUGGACAUUGUGCUGGAGGCCUACGUCAUCAACGUGAGCACCAGCCAGAGCACCAAGAGCCGCUACGUCCCCAAUGGGAAGCUGGUGUCCUACGUGGUUCGUGACCUCACACCUGGGUGGCGGUACCAGCUCUCGGUGACGGCUGUGCAGAGCACUGAGCAGGGCCAGGUGCACAGCGAGCCUGCCCACCUCUACAUCAUCACCUCCCAGAGGGACAGCACCGACAGACACUGGCACCAAGGCAACCAUCCCCGGGGCCCCAGAAAUAGGCCCCCUCCAGCACGCCUGCCAGAGCUGCGUCCGCUCAGCGACCGAGGUGCCUCUGCUGCAGUGACCCAGCCCCCCAGGUUCUCCGAGCUGGUGGACGGCAGGGGACGUGUGAGUGCCAGGUUCAGCGGCCUGUCCAGCAAGUCAGUCACCCUCAGAGCACAGCCCACAGCCCCAGCACAGCUGGAGAGCCCAGAGGGAGCCCCCAAGCCCACUAGCCCGGCCCUGCAGCUGUCGGAUCCCAGCCACAAGGAGAGCGAGCGUAAGUCGGGGGACUGCUCAGAAAACCCCUGUCAGAACGGAGGCACCUGUGUGCCCAGUGCCAACGCCCACAGCUGCGCCUGUAGCCCAGGCUUCAAAGGCUGGCACUGUGAGCUUGCCUGUACAAAGGUGCCCCAACCCUGCACACGCCUGUUCUCCGAGACCAAGUCCGUGCAGGUCUGGGAAGGAGGCGUUUGUCACCACGUGUAUAAGAGAGUUUACAAAGUUCACCAGGACAUCUGCUUCAAAGAGAGCUGUGAAAGUACCAGCAUCAAGAAGACCCCAAACAGGGUGUCCUCCUCGCCCCAGGUCGUCCUCCGUGCCCUCACCCCAGGUGUCUCCUUGCCCUGGGGUGUCCUCCUCACCCCAGAUGCCCCCAGCUCUUCCACAGGCUGCUCUUCCUCCCAGAACCCAGAUCCAUCCAGCCAGGCCAUGCUGCCACCUCAGAGCCAUGAUCCACUCUGUCAACCUCAAGAGUUUCUGAAACCCAGGAAGAUGCAGCCUGAAAACUGGACAGGAAAGGACACCUUGGCAGCUGCGAACCUGGCUGGAGCCAACCUCUCUGGGCUUCCCUCUCCGGGCCUGCUGCCACCCAGCACUCCCCAGUGCCAAGCCAGACUGAACCAGGCUGCAGGCCCAAUCACCCUGCUGUCCUGCCACCCACUGGAGUUGCACGAGACAGAACCAGGCUGCGAUUUCUAG
Molecule: messenger RNA, 4347 nt
Organism: Orycteropus afer afer
Lineage: Eukaryota; Metazoa; Chordata; Mammalia; Tubulidentata; Orycteropodidae
Gene: SNED1
Product: sushi, nidogen and EGF like domains 1
Exons: 31
Biological process (GO): Notch signaling pathway; cell-matrix adhesion
Molecular function (GO): Notch binding; calcium ion binding
Source: RefSeq, a predicted model, not a curated record